Molecule: messenger RNA, 476 nt
Organism: Charadrius vociferus (killdeer)
Lineage: Eukaryota; Metazoa; Chordata; Aves; Charadriiformes; Charadriidae
Gene: NDUFA12
Product: NADH dehydrogenase (ubiquinone) 1 alpha subcomplex, 12
Exons: 3
Coding region: 1-387 (128 amino acids)
Biological process (GO): response to oxidative stress; mitochondrial respiratory chain complex I assembly
Cellular component (GO): membrane
Source: RefSeq, a predicted model, not a curated record
AUGUUAAUUGAAACUGUUGUUUUGGGAAUUCACAGGGUAAAUGAUUUGAAGACUGGUACGCUGGUAGGAACGGACAAAUAUGGAAACAAAUACUAUGAAGACAGAAGAAACUUCUUUGGUCGACACAGAUGGGUCAUCUAUACUGAUGAAAUGAAUGGCAAAAAUACAUUUUGGGAAGUUGAUGGAAGUAUGGUGCCCCCUGAAUGGCACCGCUGGCUUCACUCAAUGACGGAUGACCCUCCAACUACUCAUCCACCAGUUGCUCGUAAAUUUAUCUGGGAGAACCAUAAAUUCAAUCUGAGCGGCACUCCCGGGCAGUAUGUACCUUACUCUACUACUCGCAAGAAGAUACAAGAGUGGGUCCCACCUACAACAGCUAGCAAAUAACAACAACAAAUGUGACUUACUUCAGCUUUGGCCAUCAGCGUAGAUUGUAUUUUCACUGGUUUUGUUCAAAAUAAAAGCCUCCUAUAAUA